AUGUGUGGUCCAAAGGGUGAUUUGACAGGAGGAUCCACCCUCUCACAUGAGAGCCUCAGGGCACAAUAUGACAUUUUAAAGACCAUAGGCCAGGGAAGCUAUGCCCAAGUGAAGCUGGCCCACCACCGGCUUACGGGCAGAGCGGUGGCGAUAAAAGUCCUGCUGAAGCAGAACAGACCGAACUGCCCAGUUUGCACGGAAGUGGGUAUAAUGAAGAGGAUGGACCAUCCAAACAUCAUUUCACUGCACCAGGUCAUUGAAACGGAGCAGAAUGUCUUUCUGAUACUGGAACUGGCUGAUGGACAUGAGUUAUUGGAUUGGAUCAUGGAAACUGGCUACCUGCAUGAGGGUCUAGCCCAGAAAAUAUUUGGUCAGAUUGUACAUGCCAUGUGUUACUGCCAUGACAUGGGUGUAGUUCACAGAGACCUCAAGCCGGAUAACAUCAUGGUGGACUCUACAGGCAAAGUCAAAAUCAUAGACUUUGGGUUGGGUGCCUUCGUCAAGCCUGGAAUGAAGCUUUCCAGAUGCUGUGGUGCCGUACUAUUUUAUCCCCCGGAAGUCUUUCUGGGCCAGCCAUACGAUGGCACUAAAGUUGACACAUGGACCUUAGGUGUCCUUCUGUAUUUUAUGGUGACUGGGAAGCUGCCGUUUAAAGGUAAAUCCUAUAAAGAGAUUGAAGACAAGGUUUUGCUAGGACGGUAUGAUGUUCCCUAUCAUCUCUCAAAAGAGCUAAGACAGAUUAUCCGAUACUUACUAACUGUAAAUCCUACAGAAAGACCAACACUGAAGAACAUUAUGGAGCACCCUUGGCUUAGGCAAAGAAAUGCAAGUUCAUCAAGCCUCUCUCAUAAGAUGGACCCUAGCUACCCAGACCCUGCAAUCAUGGCAGCCAUGGCAGCUAUGGGGUUUGACCCACGUGAUGUCCAGAAAUCUUUACUCAAUAAGCUGUAUAAUGAACCCAUGGCAACUUAUGGCCUACUGCAAUGCCAGGCACGCCAGCAGGAUGACUACACCAGCCUACCCAAGCCAGUACAACCAGGAAUAACACCUUUCCCCACUCUCACAGAUCCUACUAACUUCCGUUGCUACCAAAGGAGGACAACUAAUAAUCCAGCCAUUCGAAUCUUUUUUUCAUCAUGCUCAAAAACUGACUCUUCUAAGGACAAAGAGCAGGUAAAGCAGAGGCUAAGAAGAAGCUCCACUGCACCUGUAAUGCUGCCCCAGUGCCAACAGAAGAUAAUCACUUUUAAUGAGGACAGAGUUGGCACAUGGUACAGUAGGCGUAUGGCCUCAAUCCGAAAUGCAUACAGGAGCUGUAAGACGUGGGCAAGAAGGAUGGGAUCCAGCUUAUUACACCUCUGCUGCUGCGUUCCACCCAGGAGGAAAAGAGUGGUGCCCCAAUGGGAGGCAUACUAG
Molecule: messenger RNA, 1416 nt
Organism: Mus caroli (Ryukyu mouse)
Lineage: Eukaryota; Metazoa; Chordata; Mammalia; Rodentia; Muridae
Source: RefSeq, a predicted model, not a curated record